Orcinus orca (killer whale) is the source of this 1164-nucleotide messenger RNA. It is a transcript of the gene LUZP4, whose product is annotated as leucine zipper protein 4. NCBI's taxonomy places the organism in Eukaryota, Metazoa, Chordata, Mammalia, Artiodactyla, Delphinidae. The record is from RefSeq and is a predicted model, not a curated record.
AUGGCUUCGGUUUCCAAACUGGCUCCUGUAAGGGUGCUUACAGGCACUAACAACAGAGAAAAAAUGAAUAUUCUAGACUUGUCUCUAGAUGACAUUAUAAUACUUAGAAAGAUAGGUAUGGACACUGAAGAAGUAAAGAAUGAGACACAGAACGAUAAAAAAAAUACCUCAGUUUCAAGACAGCAAUCAAAUGCUGAUAAGCAUCACCAGCAGAGAGGAUACUCAAGAUUCAUAAACAACGUUGAGAAAAGAAAUGAUGAAAAGCCAAACGGAGAAACUUUUGGAUUCAAGUCUGGACAAAGCUCUUUAAACAGGCAGCCUUUAAAGAAGCAGGAGAAGUGCAAUGAAAAUUCUAAAGCCCAAGCAGUGAUGAAUCAAGGCCAAUCAGAGAGGAACCAACAUCAAUCAGAAGGAUCUCAAGAUCAAUCAGAAAGAUCUCAUGGCCAAGCAGAGAGUUCUCAUCGUCAAUCAGAAAGAUCUCGUAGCCAAUCAGAGAGAUCUCAUCGUCAAUCAGAAAGAUCUCGUGGUCAAAAAGAGAGAUCUCAUCGUCAAUCAGAAAGAUCUCAUGGCCAAUUAGAGAGAUCUCAUCGUCAAUCAGAAAGAUCUCAUGGCCAAGCAGAGAGAUCUCAUUGUCAAUCAGAAAGAUCUUGUAGCCAAUCAGAGAGAUCUCAUGGUCAAUCAGAAAGAUCUCGUGGUCAAUCAAAAGAUCUCGUGGUCAAUCAGAAAGAGCUCGUGGCCAAUCAGAGAGAUCUCGUGGUCGAUCAGAAAGAUCUCGUGGUCGAUCAGCAAGAUCUCAUGGCCGAUCAGAGAGAUUUCAUGGUCAAUCAAAGAGAUCUCAUGGCCAAUUAAAGAGAUCUCGUUGGUCAAUCAGAGAGAUCUCAUGACCAAUCAUGGAGAUAUAAAAGAUACUCAUCAGGGAAAUCGACAGUAACACAUUAAUAGUAGGGGACUUUAACACCCCACUUUCACCAAUGGACAGAUCAUCCAAAAUGAAAAUAAAUAAGGAAACACAAGCUUUAAAUGAUACAUUAAACAAGAUGGACUUAAUUGAUAUUUAUAGGACACUCCAUCCAAAAACAACAGAAUACACAUUUUUCUCAAGUGCUCAUGGAACAUUCUCCAGGAUAGAUAAUAUCUUGGGUCACAAAUCAAGUCUUGGUAAAU